UAACGCCAGCCGGAGAGGUGUCCUUGCGAGUAGUUCCGCUCAGAGGGCGGAAGUGCGCGGCUAGGUCUCGGCCACUGACCAGCCAGCAACAUGGUGGCAGCCGUGCUGGAGACCUCUCACGUGUUUUGCUGCCCGAACCGGGUGCGGGGAGCUCUGAGCUGGAGCUCCGGGCCCGGAGGGCUUCUGGCCUUCGGCACUUCCUGUUCGGUCGUGCUCUAUGACCCUCGGAAAAGGGUUGUUGUUACCAACCUGAACGGUCACACUGCUCGAGUUAAUUGCAUACAGUGGAUUUGUAAACAGGAUGGUUCUCCUUCUACAGAGUUAGUUUCUGGAGGAUCUGAUAAUCAAGUGAUCCACUGGGAAAUAGAGAAUAACCAGCUUUUGAAAGCAGUCCAUCUCUAUGGCCAUGAAGGACCUGUUUAUGCAGUGCAUGCUGUUUACCAGGGGAGGGCAUUGGAUGUUGCAUUAUAUACAGUGAUAGUUUCUGCGGCUUCAGAUUCCACAGUUCGAGUUUGGUCUAAAAAGGGUUCAGAAGUACCGAUACUAGCAUGUGGCGAUGAUGACUGCAAAAUUCACUUAUUUGUUCAACAAAAUGAUCAGAUAGAGUGGACGCCAGAGAUUGUCAUUUCAGGACACUUUGAUGGUGUCCAAGACCUAAUGUGGGAUCCAGAAGGAGAAUUUAUCAUCACUGUUGGUACUAAAAUCGCAUUUGCGGUUACUCUGGAGACUGUUCUGGCCGGUCAUGAAAACUGGGUAAAUGCAGUUCAUUGGCAGCCUUCAUUUUACAAAGAUGGUGUUCUACAGCAGCCAAUGAGAUUGUUGUCUGCUUCAAUGGAUAAAACUAUGAUUCUCUGGGCUCCAGAUGAAGAGUCAGGAGUUUGGCUAGAACAGGUUCGUGUAGGGGAAGUAGGUGGAAAUACGCUGGGAUUUUAUGAUUGCCAGUUCAACGAAGAUGGCUCCAUGAUCAUCGCUCAUGCUUUCCAUGGAGCACUGCACCUUUGGAAACAGAAUGCAGCAAACCCAGUAAGAAAAGCACUGUUAUCUCUGAUCAAAUACAGUGAAUCUGAAAUGAAACCUAGGUUAGCACAAGACGGUGAUCUUCCAGAAGGAGCUACUGUCCCUGCUUUGGGAUUAUCAAAUAAAGCUGUUUUUCAGGGAGAUAUAGCUUCUCAGCCUGCUGAUGAAGAGCUGUUAACUAGUACUGGUUUCGAGCAUCACCAGGUGGCCUUUCAACCAUCCGUACUUACUGAGCCUCCCACUGAGGAUCAUCUUCUACAGAAUACUUUGUGGCCUGAAGUUCAAAAACUGUAAGCUAGCUCUUUAGUCUGAUUCUGUUAUACUUGUGAUUUUUUUUCCCCCCACAACUUGCUUUUCUCCUUUGCUUUCGCAGCUAAGAAAGAACAUGCAGCUAUCAUCCUUUGGAACACUACAUCUUGGAAACAGGUGCAGAAUUUAGUUUUCCACAGUUUGACUGUCACACAGAUGGCCUUCUCACCUAAUGACAAGUUCUUACUAGCUGUUUCCAGAGAUCGUACCUGGUCACUGUGGAAGAGGCAGGACACAAUCUCACCUGAGUUAGACCCAAUUUUUAGUCUCUUGGCCUUCACCAACAAAAUCACCGCUGUGCACAGUAGAAUUAUUUGGUCUUGUGAUUGGAGUCCUGACAGCAAGUUUUUCUUCACUGGAAGUCGAGACAAAAAGGUGGUUGUCUGGGGUGAGUGCGACUCCAGCGAUGACUCUGUCGAGCACAGCAUCGGCCCCUGCUCCUCCGUCCUGGACGUGGGUGGCUCUGUGACAGCUGUCAGCGUCUGCCCAGUGCUUAACCUUGCCCAAAGAUACGUUAUUGCAGUAGGAUUAGAGUGUGGAAAGAUUUGUUUAUACACCUGGAAAAAGACUGAUCAAGUUCCAGAAGUAAAUGACUGGACCCACUGCGUAGAAACAAGUCAAAGCCAAAGUCAUACACUUGCUAUCAGAAAAUUAUGCUGGAAGAAUUGUAAUGGAAAAACCGAACAGAAGGAAGCAGAAGGCACUGAAUGGUUACACUUUGCAAGUUGUGGUGAAGAUCAUACUGUGAAGAUAUACAAAGUGAACAGUUGUGCACUGUGAUGGACUUAAUUACAAGCAUUUAUUCAUUGGUGUCUUAAAAUAUUUAUCACGUAAAUAGGUAACUUGUCUUUACCUCGUAAUUUCAUUGAGUUUCAUUUGUAAGUCCUAUGGCGGCAGUAUUGAUUUGGGUUGCAGACCCUUUGAAAUCUAAUGAAAGCUACAGACUUUUCCUGAAAUUGUUACAUGUGUACAUUCCCUUAGAGCCUUGCCCAUCCUUCCGGGGUUUCAGACCUGAAUCCGUGUGAUCCAGAUUAAGAACCUCUUUUCUGUUCUUUCUUCGUGACCAAACUUGCCUAAUUUUGUGUUAUUUUGGGCCUUCUCUUUUCAUAGGCCCCUCUUUGGGACAUUUCAUUAUUUAUUACCCUCUUCAGAGGAAGGACAUAGAAAAUAAAAAAGAGAAAAAAGCCAGAUUACUCAGUUUUUAUUGAAACAGUUUUUGUAAAUAAACAGACCACACAAAGGGUGGUCCUGACCCUUUCUUCCCAGUACACACUAACCAUUCCAGGAAUUUGGCAGGCGGUUGGGAGUUUGAACUACAGUCAGUCAUUUCUUCUAUUCUUUAAAAGUGCAUAGAUUCUUCUUGUAGGGUUUGACUGAAAAUAGAAUAUCCUGUCAUUUAAUCUGUUAGAGGUAUGAGCUGAAAAGUAGAGUCUGAAUCUUCUGAAUUUAUGUGAAAUCACAUAAAUGGGUCAUGAAAGUACAGGAUAUAUCCCCCAGGGGUAAUGAGUAGUGGGAGCACAGGGAAGAAGGUACUGGAAAGAGAAUGUUGGGUGUGCCAGCUGAGGUUUGGGAGGCAGCCACGAGAAUGGGGAGCUUGGGAGAUGGGCGGAGAGAGGUUAAGGGGGUGUGAGAGGUACAAUGAAGACUGUGGGAGUGGAGGUUUCCCCUGACCCUGGAGUCAUCUGGCAAACUGGCAGUUAAAGGAAUAUGCACAUGAUGUGCUGACAGAAGGGCUAUGAGGGCUUUCUUGGUGGAAGUGUAUACCAUUAUCUAACAUGACAUUUGCUUCCAAAGGAGGUAUGUGAUAUUUUAUCUAAAUAGAGAUUUCUAGACAAGUACUACCCAGUAUUUCUAAUCCAACAGAAAUAUAAUAUGAGCUAUGUAUGUAAUUAAAUUUUUUCUUUUUUAGA
Messenger RNA from Hipposideros armiger (great roundleaf bat), 3236 nucleotides. RefSeq names its product elongator acetyltransferase complex subunit 2 (gene ELP2). Gene Ontology annotation, molecular function: protein binding. Lineage: Eukaryota; Metazoa; Chordata; Mammalia; Chiroptera; Hipposideridae. Gene Ontology annotation, cellular component: elongator holoenzyme complex. Gene Ontology annotation, biological process: tRNA wobble uridine modification. The record is from RefSeq and is a predicted model, not a curated record. The transcript is spliced from 17 exons.